AUGGAGUCCGCCGGAUACUCAGCGCCUGGUCGAACCAGAUCGUCCGAUGGCACUACAAACCAUGACGAAACCUCCGCAUUCCAAGAAAGUGUCACCCCUCAGGCUGAGUCGACAGAAGACGCAGAGACUGUGUUCUUAAACAAAGGCACCUCAACUCCCAAGGCUAUCGAGAGCGGCUCGGAUACCUCCCCCAAAUCCCUCGACCGAUCAUCAAAUUCCGCCGCCGCAGACCAAGACGAACCGCGCAAAUGCUGGAUCUGCUACACAGACGAAACCGAAGACUCGCCUCUGAAUCAAGAAUGGCGCUCGCCAUGCCCAUGCGCCCUCACAGCCCACGAAGCCUGUCUGCUCGACUGGCUCGCCGAUAUGGAAAACCCGCGGUCGCGCAGGGGCAAUGGGAGCGCAAUAACAAUGCAAUGUCCACAAUGCAAGACUGAGAUCGUGGUCACCCGCCCCCGCAGCUACGUGGUAGAUAUUCUCCGGUUAUUUGAACGGGUAGCAGGCCGACUAGUGCUCCCAGGCAUGGUGUUCACGGUGGCGGGCACCGUUUGGGCCGGGUGCUGCGCGCACGGUGUAUACUCCAUGUACCUUGUUUUUGGAACAGAAGAAGCGAAACAGAUUAUGGACGAUAGUGCCGAUGGUCCAUGGAACCCCGGCUUGAAUCUCGGACUGCCGCUUAUUCCUCUUGUCUUGAUAUUUUCUCGGACUCGAUAUGCUGAAGGUCUUCUCCCGGCCAUCCCGGUUCUUUUCUUUGCUGCGCAUAAUCCUGGUCAAGAUCCUGAUUUUGAUAUCUGGCCACCUACACCUGCUAUGACUUUUGCUGCGCUGCCGUACGUUAAGAGUUUCUACGGGGCUUUGUAUGAGCGGCUGUUCGGGGGACUAGAGAAGAAAUGGAUUGCUGAAGUGCAACCGCGGGCUGCGGAGGAGAUAUUGGAUGAUGCACAGCAACAAGAUCAGGCGGAGGGCUUGAACCGGUUCGAGGAUGGGAACGGCCAGAUUCUCAUGGAGAUCGAUCUCGAGCUUCAGAUGGGUAUGGGUGAGGAGGAUGCCCCGAAUGGUCAAGCUGCUCCGGCAGGACAAGGAGAAGGUGCCAAUGCUGGCGCCCCCGAAGCAAACAACAAUCCGCUUGGAUUGGGUCGACGCAAUGAGAUCAUUCACGAUACUGGCAACCUGGCUGAUGCCAUUCUCGGCGCACUUGUCUUUCCCGCAAUUUCAGCCUCUAUGGGUGGGUUGUUGAAAUACGUCUUACCCAAAGCGUGGACAACCCCAUCCUUGGCCCUGGAGCGUGGUCGCCCGGGUCUCCUGCAAACUCGCUGGGGUCGCAGCGUUCUCGGUGGAUGCGUCUUUGUUCUAUUGAAGGACGCGCUGGUGCUGUAUUGCCGGUGGAAACUAGCUCAGUCACACCGUCGCCGCAAGGUCUUGAACUACGAUCGAGCCAAGAAGCACCACGCAUCCAAGCGUUCCGUGGGCUAG
Molecule: messenger RNA, 1473 nt
Organism: Penicillium nucicola
Lineage: Eukaryota; Fungi; Ascomycota; Eurotiomycetes; Eurotiales; Aspergillaceae
Product: RING finger domain protein
Exons: 1
Coding region: 1-1473 (490 amino acids)
Molecular function (GO): zinc ion binding
Source: RefSeq, a predicted model, not a curated record